AUGGGAUGGGAAUCUGAAGCACCUCUGCAGCCCUGCCUGACCCGGGCCUGCCCUCCUGCCUUCGCAGUGAGCAGUGGCUCCGUCACCGUCAACGCCGACUCCACCGUGCAGGUGCUGGCAGAGGAGGCAGUGACCAUGGACAUGUUGGAUCUGGCUACUGCGAAGUCGAACCUGGAGAAGGCUGUUUCAGAGAUGGCUGCAGCGUCUGAUGAGGCAGCCAAAGCAGAGGCUCAGAUUAAAGUAGAAGCUAAUGAAGCCCUUGUGAAAGCCCUGGAGUGAUCCAGGAGUCCCACCGCUGGUGCAGGGAAGGCCUGGGGUGUCCUGCGUGUCCUGCUUCCC
Pogoniulus pusillus (Red-fronted tinkerbird) is the source of this 339-nucleotide messenger RNA. RefSeq names its product ATP synthase F1 subunit delta (gene ATP5F1D). Gene Ontology annotation, biological process: proton motive force-driven ATP synthesis. The transcript has 4 exons. Gene Ontology annotation, molecular function: proton-transporting ATP synthase activity, rotational mechanism. NCBI's taxonomy places the organism in Eukaryota, Metazoa, Chordata, Aves, Piciformes, Lybiidae. The record is from RefSeq and is a predicted model, not a curated record. The coding region runs from base 1 to 279 and encodes 92 amino acids.